GGCGUCUCGCCAUAUAUGUGCCUCCGCUUGUCGCACCCCAAUCAGAAUUGUGAGCGAACACGCCAAUCCGAGGAACCAAGAAUCGAACGUUUGAGGGACAAUAGGCGCGUAAUGAGUUGUAUCACAGCACCCGGUUAAACAACGUGGACUGGUGUCGCUGUUAUAACACAUGCAACCCAAUCGAAGUGUGACGUUCGAUGAAGUGGAGGCGGCACGUACACUAUCGUGGAUUCGAUCGCUCCCCGUGCCUGAGACUACAGCCGAGCAGAUGGUGAAUGCCUGUAAGCGUAUUCCGUCGUCCAUAGAACGUGUCACCGAAGAGAUGUACGCACAGUGUCUGAGCGACGGGAUGCUUUUGGGCUUCGUGAUGGCAGCUCUCGAUCCGUCCAUGUGUGCCAAGUUAGAUGCCAUGAGAACUUGGAAGUCUUCCGAGUUGGAUUACCUUGAAACUGCACUUCAGCGGAAACGAAUCACCGUGUUCAUCCAAUACGCCAAAGCGGUUGGCGUGAGUCCUCAAGAUUUAUUCACAGUAGAUCAGUUGAAUCUACGCACAGAUCUUGGUCAAGUGGUGCGAUGUUUGAAAUCGCUGCAGCAGUUGUCGGAGAGCAAAUCAGGCUACUGGGCGUCUGUUGGACGAUAGCCGGUGUAGAACUCACUGUGAGUCAGAUAAUGUCAUGUAAGUAACUGUAAGAUUCGAUUCGAUUACAGUAUACGUAUAUGAACAUCACGCUUUGUGGCAUAAGAAACAGUGUAUACAUACAGUUUAUUGUUUCCAAAA
Dicrocoelium dendriticum is the source of this 778-nucleotide messenger RNA. Lineage: Eukaryota; Metazoa; Platyhelminthes; Trematoda; Plagiorchiida; Dicrocoeliidae. The record is from the annotation of a GenBank genome assembly.